Notodromas monacha is the source of this 4456-nucleotide messenger RNA. The record is from the annotation of a GenBank genome assembly. NCBI's taxonomy places the organism in Eukaryota, Metazoa, Arthropoda, Ostracoda, Podocopida, Cyprididae.
ACUUUUUUCUUGAAUUUUAGGUGUCGAAACUGAAGUACGUGACCAUUUCGCUGUGAUAAAUUGAAAGCUAGGCUAAAUUUUGGUUAUUUUAAAAUUGCUGUUCUGGUUCAUCCUUCGCUCGUGGAGUGGAAGCCGAAUUCGCUCGGAGACAGCAGAAGUUUUCUUCGUAUCGAAAUUUCAUGUGCUUUUCAAGUUGCAAGAGUAAAGGUUUUAGCGAAAACACCGUUUGGAGAAUUCUGCGGAGUAAAUCAUGGGAAAACCAAAGAAGGGACGGCGGGGAGACGUCAGCGACGACGACGAGUCGGUGACGAAUGCCGAGCCUACACCAGUGGCUACGAAAAAAGGGGAAAAGAAGAAAAAAGGGAAGAAGGCUAAAGAUGACGUAGAAAGUGGCAGUGAACCAGAGGUGGAACCAGUUGAUUCCACAUCUGUUGCCAAGAAGGAGAAGAAAAAGAAAAAAGGCAAGAAAAAGCACGAUGACACUGAUGACGACUCCGAUGCUGACCAGCUGUCAUCAAAGAUGCAGUCGGUGAAAAUUGACGACGACGCCGACGUUAAACCACCGCCGAAACCGUCGCAGAAGAAAGCGCCGGCUGCUAGGUCUGCGUUUUCCAUGCUCACGAGUAUGGACUCCGAUGUUGACGUGGACGACGACGGAAGCAACGAGGAUAUUCAAAAGCCACAGCGUUCUCCGUCUCCCGAAGUCACAAAAUCUACUAAAAUUAUUGAACCCGCGAAGAAAGGCAAAAAAGGAAAGCAAUCUAAGAAAGAAGAAGACCUGGACGAAGUUCUUGCGGAAUUCGGUAUUGAGAUUAAAGAGAAGGAAUCGAAGAAGAAGAAGAAAGCCAAGAAAAAGAAAGGCGAAGAGGAAGAAGAAGCAGAUGCAGAUGAUGCCGCGGUUCCCCAAGUAGACCUUGAAAGCAAAGAAGCUGUUGUUGUAGUCGCGGCAUCUGAUGACUCUGAAGGAGAAUCGAGGAAAGAGCGACGGAAAAAGAAGAAGAAAGGUCAGAAAGAGGAUUUAGAAGAACCUGCCACCAUCGUAGCAGACGCAGAAGAGAAACGGGAUGAUGAAGCUGCUGAAGAAACCGUCGUGAAGUCAGCCGCGCAAAAGCGUCAAGAGAAGAAGGAAAGAGAACGCUUGAAAAAGUUGGAAGAAAAGCAGAAGGCAGAGAAAAAAUCGCAGGCCACCAAAAAGGAAGAAAAGCUUCCUGAAAGCAUUCAAGAACCGGUUUCGAAGCCAGCCGAAGAAGUCGUGGAUGACGAAGAAAAGGAUGAUAAGAAGGACGGGAAGAAAUCGAAAAAGAAAGGUGCUAUAAAGAAGGAAGAAGAUGAUAAGGGUAAGAAGGGUCCGUCGAAGAAAGCCCUACUUGCAAUGCAGGAAGCCGUUAAAAGAAUGAAGGAAGAGGAAGAAGCCCAGGAGAAGGCAGAGGAAGAGAGAAUCCGCUUGGAAGAAGAGCGGGAAAAUUUAAGGCUCGAAAAGAUUCGUCUAGAGAAGGAGAGGAAAGAACGGGAGAAGCAAAAGAAAAAAGAACGCAUCGAAAGAGCGAAGAAACAAGGUACUUAUUUAACUGCUAAACAGAAGGAACAACGAGCGAGAGCACAAGCAAUGCUGGAAGGCCUAAAGGCUCAAGGUGCACAGAUUCCGGCCCUUUCGAAAGACGAGAGACCAGAUGAUGAGGAGACGGAGGACAAGGUCGAGGAAGUAACCGCGAAGUCCCCGAAAAAAAUUGCGAAGCAGAUCGAAGAAGUUGUGAAAGCACCUCCUGCGGAACCCGUCGAAGAGACAUUGAUCGAGUCUCCCAUCGAUACUAAGCCUGUCGAAAAGGAGGAGGUUAAAGAGUCAUGGGACCAGGACAGUGAAGACGAUGUGAAGGACUCCUGGGAACAAGUUGUUCCUGGUAAGAUUCUUUUCUUGACGAGUGCGACGUUUCCAUCUGACAGUCUUCCAUCUUCAGAUGACGAAAACAAAGUACCACCUGCCAAACAGGAGGUGGUUGCAGAGGAAUCGGAGAAAAGCUCCGAAGAGGAAGAAUCGGAGUCAGAGUCUGACUCUGAAGAAGAGUCGGAAGAAGAUGAUAAGAAGACUGAAGCAGAAAAAAGACGCGAACGAGCAAUCGCAAGGAUAGCGAAACGUCGGAGAGAAAAUGAAGCCAAUCGAUCGACGGAUCACCUUCGACAACCCGUAGUCUGUGUUCUUGGCCACGUUGACACCGGGAAAACAAAAAUUCUGGACAAGCUCCGUCGAACAAAUGUUCAGGAAGGAGAAGCAGGUGGAAUUACGCAGCAAAUAGGUGCCACAAACGUUCCCGUCAGCGCCAUCGAGGAAAAGUGCAAGAUGGUGCUGGAGUUCGAUCCGAAAAAACUGAAACUUCCCGGCCUAUUGAUCAUAGACACUCCAGGACACGAAAGCUUUUCAAAUCUGCGCUCGAGAGGGUCUUCCUUGUGUGAUAUUGCUGUAUUAGUGGUUGACAUCAUGCACGGUCUGGAGCCGCAAACCAUUGAAUCCAUCAAUCUGCUAAAGAAGGGUGGAACCCCGUUCGUUGUAGCGCUCAACAAGAUUGAUAGGCUUUACGAUUGGAAGACGAACCAGCACAAAGACGUGCGAGACGUGAUAAAAGGACAGGCGACGAACACCAGACUUGAAUUCGAGAAAAGAGCGAAAGAAGUGAUCCUUGGUUUAGCUGAGCAGGGGUUGAAUGCGGCCUUAUUCUGGGAAAAUCCUGAUCCGCGGAAGUAUGUUUCGAUGAUACCCACUUCCGCUGUUUGCGGAGACGGCAUGGGAAACUUGGUUUCCAUGCUCGUGCAUUUGACGCAGACAAUGCUAGCGAAGCGCAUUGCCUUUUCCGAAGAGCUGCAGGCAACAGUUUUGGAAGUCAAAGCCUUACCGGGAUUGGGAACCACAAUUGACGUGAUCUUGGUGAACGGAACCUUGCGGAAAGGAGAUACGAUCAUAGUCGCAGGUACAGAAGGCCCCGUUGUUGCACAGAUCCGUUCGCUGUUGAUGCCUCAGCCGAUGAAGGAGCUUCGUGUGAAGAAUGCUUAUAAAGAGCACGCAGAGGUUAAGGCCGCGCAGGGAGUGAAAUUGUGUGCCACAGAUCUAGAAAAAGCGAUUGCUGGAUUGAAUUUACUCGUUGCGAAUCAACCUGACGAGGUUGAAGUUUGCAAAGAGGAAGUAGCAAAAGAAUUGAAGAAAGUACUCAGUUCCAUCAAGCUUCAAGAGCGCGGUGUCUACGUCCAAGCCUCUACACUGGGCUCACUCGAAGCCUUGUUGGAAUUCCUGAAGUCUUCCGAAAUUCCGUAUUCCGGCAUAAGGAUUGGACCGGUUGCCAAGAGAGAUGUGAUGCGUGCAUCUGUUCAGCUGGAGCACGAUUCCCAGUACGCCGUGAUCCUCGCAUUUGAUGUCAAGGUGGAGAGAGAAGCGCAAGAGUAUGCUGACGCUGUGCGGGUUCGAAUUUUUCAGGCCAACAUUAUUUACCAUUUAUUUGACCAUUUUAUGGCGUAUCGGGAAGAGUUGAAGCAGAAGCGGCGCCGAGAAAACGAGCAUCUGGCUUUCAUCUUCAAUACUCGGGAUCCCAUAGUCAUUGGAGUGUCCGUUGAAGCUGGGAUCUUGAAAGUCGGCACGCCCCUCUGUGUUCCGUCGAAAGAAUUCGUCGACAUUGGUGUUGUGGCGAGUAUCCAGCUGAACAACAAGGACAUGGAAAUCCCGGCCAAGAAGGGACAAGAAGUCUGCGUGAAAAUCGAGAACCGAUCCGGUGAUGCUCCGAAGAUGUUUGGACGGCAUUUCGAAGCUACCGACACAAUCGUGUCUCGCAUAUCACGAGAAUCGAUUGACGCUUGCAAAGAGUUUUUCCGAGACGACCUGCAGAAGCCGGACUGGCAACUGAUGAUCGAAUUGAAGAAAUUGUUUCAGAUUUUGUGAAAAAGUGGAGGAAGGAAAACACACCUGUUUUCUUCGACGAAUCUGGCCCGAGAAAGCGUUCUGUGGCCAUCCUUUUUCAAAACUUGUUCUGUCGUCUGGAAAAUCAUGUUUCUUCUCUGGAAUUUUUUCUCACGCUGAUGGAUGGGUUACAAUAUCAGCUUCCAACUCUCUGUGGUUUUUUUUUUCUUUUCUUCUCUUUGUUUAACAACCAGUUUUCUUUUUUUUUUUUUUUACUGCCGAUGUCUUCCGGGGAUUUUUUUCUCUCUCUCUCUCUCGAGUGUAAAACUGAUAGUACUGUUUAUAUUCUUAUUCUUUCUUUUUCGUGGUUGUUUGAGCGCGCUUUUCGGCCCGGAAGCAACGCGGUUUCCGGAAUCGGUCCCCCUUUUUUAAAGGAAGACAUAACGGUUUUGAAGCAAACGUGGUGUGAUACAGAUUUCCGCAGGAAGAAAUAACACGAACGGGGGGGAAAGAAGCUCUCGUGGUGUUUGUUUGUUCCGCAGGCGAGAAAAAUGAAAAGAAGCUGGUUCUGGGUGGAGA